CUGAUCGCGAACACGUCUUCUAUACCACCACCUCGCUAUUAUGUCGUCGAGGAUAAAGUCGAAAACUGCCGCGGAAAGGGUUGAGCUGAUUCUGGAAAUGCGGCUGCAACGUCUAUUCACGUCGCUCUGUGCACAGAUUGACGGAGGACAUUUCAUCAACGCGCUCAAGACAUGCGACAAGAUAUUGACUCUCGCCCCCACCGACCCGGAUGCCCUACAAACCAAGCUGUUUCUUCUCCUGCAGACGGAGCGUUAUGAUUCAGCGCUUGACCUACCAGGGUGCGAUGGGUUUGAGAAAGCCUAUGCGUUGUAUAGGAUGCAGAGGGGGGAUGAGGCACGACAAGUGUUAAAAGAAGUAACAGGUGAUGCUGAGAGAGGCGCGACUCAUUUGGAGGCACAGCUCAGCUACCGAAACGGAGACUUUGCUACCGCAGUGGAUCUAUAUACCGCUCUUCUCGAUUCCUCUGACCCCACAUCCGAGGAGCAUACCGAUAUCCUCACCAACCUCUCUGCGGCCCAACUACACCUGGAUUUCCUCCUUCAGGAUACUGCCUCUUUCUCGCAGCUGCUUCCUUCCUCCAUAGCGUCCUCUCUAGAGAGCGCCCCACCUCCGGCUCUGGCACCGUCGUCCAUUGCCGCUACUGUCCAGGUGUCGACAGCCCAGCCCACUACGACGACAAAGAAGGUGCGAGCUUCGCGUGUCCCGAAGGGUAUCACACCUGGUGUUUCUCCAGCACCAGACCCGGAGCGGUGGCUGAAGAAGAGCGAACGGUCUACAUAUCAGCAGAGCAGGAAGAAAGGGAGGAGCGGCGGGGGAGGAGCGACCCAGGGUUUGACGGAACCCGCUACUGGAGGUGGUGGUGGCGGCGGCGGUGGAGCAGGAAAGAAGAAGGGGAAAAAGAAAUAAACAGGUGGGGACUCGGAAGGACGCGAUUUUUUUUUUUUGCGCCAGAUGACUUGUUUGUACAUACGAAGAAUACUGAGGCGAUUUUGUACUCACCCU
Messenger RNA from Guyanagaster necrorhizus, 1003 nucleotides. RefSeq lists its product as uncharacterized. Gene Ontology annotation, biological process: SRP-dependent cotranslational protein targeting to membrane. The coding region runs from base 98 to 907 and encodes 269 amino acids. The record is from RefSeq and is a predicted model, not a curated record. NCBI's taxonomy places the organism in Eukaryota, Fungi, Basidiomycota, Agaricomycetes, Agaricales, Physalacriaceae. The transcript is spliced from 4 exons. Gene Ontology annotation, molecular function: protein binding; 7S RNA binding; ribosome binding. Gene Ontology annotation, cellular component: signal recognition particle, endoplasmic reticulum targeting.